Molecule: messenger RNA, 1605 nt
Organism: Parastagonospora nodorum SN15
Lineage: Eukaryota; Fungi; Ascomycota; Dothideomycetes; Pleosporales; Phaeosphaeriaceae
Exons: 2
Coding region: 1-1605 (534 amino acids)
Biological process (GO): glucose 6-phosphate metabolic process; intracellular glucose homeostasis; glycolytic process
Cellular component (GO): cytosol; mitochondrion
Molecular function (GO): mannokinase activity; glucokinase activity; ATP binding
Source: RefSeq, a predicted model, not a curated record
AUGGCUAGUCACCGUCGAUCGCCAGGAGAUCGUGGGGCGUCUGUUGAAGCUAUCGAAGCAUUGUCUGGUUUCAUUAACACGGACACACUACUGGAUCUAGCGUCACGAUUCUCGGCGACAUACACCGACCUUGCACUCAGAUCAACGGAACAUUUUCUUGUCACGCCCGUGACGGCCUUACCGACUGGAAAAGAGAAGGGAAAGUUCCUGAGUAUCGAUGUUGGCGGCACUAAUCUUCGCGUGGGCUUGAUAGAGCUGGUUGGAGACCUGGAUGACCACUUGAAUGGGCGGCGUGAAGAAGACGACAGGGACAAUGUCUUUGCGAAAGUUAAGAGGAGUCAUGACAGGAAUUGGUCAAUCGAGGAGCACCUGAAGAUGGACAACGCUGAAGACUUAUUCGCAUGGAUCGGAGAUUGUAUUGCCGAAGUUUUGAUUGAAGCCAUCGAAGCGAAUAGAGCAGCUUCUGCAUUAGAGGCGCUAUUCGGUGAUGAGAUCUUGUUGGGCGUUACAUUCAGUUUUCCCAUGGCACAAACAAGCCUCUCAGAGGCCACAUUACUGCCCAUGGGGAAAGGCUUUGCCAUCACAUCAGACCUCAACCUUGGUAAAAUGCUUCUUGCCGGGUAUGCGCGACAUUGCGCGGAAACGCAUACCAACGGUCAUUUGGAAAGUGAUCAUGCGAGCAAAAAACGUUCUCCGCUCCCGAGGAUAAAGGUUGCCGCCAUCACCAACGACACAGUAGCCACUUUUGCAUCAUUAGCGUAUGCAGUAAAAGCAGCACCAAACAGUCGAGUCGCGAUGGGACUCAUCGUUGGAACAGGCACAAACGCCACAGUACCGAUGAAGUUGGACAGCCUGCUUCCUGCGAAAAGGAAAGAUCUGCCGGACCCUGAUGCAGUAGACAUGGUUGUCGUUAAUACGGAGUGGACGAUACGUGGAACAGACAAACCGCUGGUGGAACUGGGCAUCAAAACUCUAUGGGAUUUAGCACUCGAUGCGAGCAGCGAUGCGCCGGGCUUCCAACCAUUCGAAUACAUGACUGCUGGCCGCUACCUGGGCGAGAUCGUCAGAUUGGUAUAUCUAGACGUCGCACCAGAAGCAGACAUACCUCCCCGCCUCCGAGACAGGAAUGCUUUACCAACGAGAUUUCUGUCAGAAGUGGUGGCACGAUUAGAGCUCGAAGACGUGGCUAAAAGGCUCGAAAAGGAAUACCCCGCAUCAUCAUCAGCGUUCUGGACACUGGAGAGAGUCGAACUACUACGAAUCAUAGCAUACUCCGUCCAACAACGAUCCUCAGCGCUCAUCGCCGCAGCAUGUAUAGGCCUGCUCGACUGCGUAGGAGACAUACACAUCGACGGGGCACAAGAAGCGACCAACGGCUCCGCCCUUGCUGGAACUUCAAAUACCGAAGAGCUGGUGAUUGCAUAUGCAGGAGGCACCAUCUCGCAAUACCCACAAUGGCUUCAAACCUGUCAAUAUUGGAUAGAUAUACUCGUCAAGAAAGGAUCGAGGGCAAAUGCGGAUAAGCGAGUGGUUCUUAGAGAAGCUCUAGACGGUGGAAUUAUUGGAGCGGGUGUGCUGGCGGGUAUGGCUAAUGAGAUUGUAUGA